This is a messenger RNA of Cygnus atratus (black swan), 4852 nucleotides long. RefSeq names its product PPFIA binding protein 2 (gene PPFIBP2). Bases 784 to 3255 code for a protein of 823 amino acids. Gene Ontology annotation, cellular component: presynaptic active zone. The transcript is spliced from 23 exons. Gene Ontology annotation, molecular function: protein binding. Lineage: Eukaryota; Metazoa; Chordata; Aves; Anseriformes; Anatidae. Gene Ontology annotation, biological process: neuromuscular junction development. The record is from RefSeq and is a predicted model, not a curated record.
CAUUGCCAUGCUGUGAGACUUCAGCUUCAGCAGAUAAAAAUCUUAGAAGGGUACCGUCAUCUUUUGUUAAGAUGGAAAACUGCCUCUCUGGCAGUGUUUAUGGAAUAAUUAACUUAUCCACAGGAUCGUCCUUGAAUUCCUUCUCUUUUAUAAUGUUUUUUUGUGAGGACAGGCAAGUAAUUCAAAGAGCAGAACUUAUUUUUAGUUUUAGUCUGGGCCUGAAAUAAACCAAGAAGUCUGAGUCGUGUUACGAUAAACAGGGAGUAAAACAGAGACAGGAAAUAGGGGGUCUUUGGUAAUGAGUUCCAGCCUCUCUUGAAACAGAAAGCCAGGGAAAGCAUUACUUGAAAAUAGUUUCUCAGUGACAGCUUAAUAAUUUUAGCUUGUUAUUCAACAUUAAAAGAGAACAGUUUCUGCAGAUUUAUACUGUUCUUGAAAGAUCUUUUUUAAAUAUCAUUUAGCAAGUUGUAUUUUUGAUGUUUUUAGAGUUACGUUGUCCUCGUUGCUAACCGAUCUGCUGUUUAAAAAAACCAGAUGUUUGGGGGAGAGUCUGAAGUUUAUACAGUUGUGCAUUGUAUAUACAUCUGUGAGAAGCAUUUGGGAUAAGACUGGGACAGAGGCAGUAGAUUUAGCUUGAAAUGCGAACAUACAUUCAAGACUUUAGAAGCUGAGGGGUUGAAAGGGGAAGAAGUCACAGCUAUAUCCUGUAGAACAAAGCAGUGCGCUUGUUUCCAAAAGUUUCUUUUAACCCUGGGAAUGUGACUGCUGAGAUGGGCCCAAAGCAUGGAUGGUGAGAUUGAUAUUUACAAGCACUUCACGUGGCUAAAGAGGUCACAGGUGAAUCAUCAUUCAUCUGCUAAUAAUGAAACCUAUCAAGAAAGAUUGGCACGAUUAGAAGGUGAUAAAGAGUCUCUCAUACUGCAGGUGAGUGUUCUUACAGACCAGGUGGAAGCUCAAGGAGAGAAAAUCCGGGACUUAGAAAUCUGUCUUGAGGGACAUCAGUUGAAACUGAAUGCUACAGAAGAAAUGCUUCAACAGGAGCUGCUAAGUCGAACAUCACUAGAGACUCAGAAAUUGGAUCUAAUGGCUGAAGUUUCAGACCUGAAAAUUAAGCUGGUUGGUAUGGAGAAGGAACAGAGUGAAUAUGAAGAGAAACAAAACAAAGCUGAGGGUUUGCUACAGGAACUUAGACACCUCAAAAUUAAAGUGGAAGAACUGGAAAAUGAAAGAAAUCAAUAUGAGUGGAAAUUAAAAGCAACUAAAGCGGAGAUAGCCCAGCUUCAGGAGCAAUUAGCUCUCAAAGAUGCAGAAAUUGAACGCUUACAAAGUCAACUAUCUAGGACCUCAUCACAUAGCGAAGUUGCAGAAAGAGAUCAAGAAGUUCAACGGUUGAAGAUAGGAAUGGAAUCAUUAUUGGCUGCAAAUGAAGAAAAGGACCGCCGAAUAGAGGAGUUAACACUAUUGCUAAGCCAGUACAGAAGGGUCAAGGAGAUAAUGAUUGCAGCUCACGGCUCGUCAGACAGAAUUGUCUCUGGUGGCAAUGAAGAGGAACUUGAGGCAACUUUAAGGAAAUGGAAUCUUUUGAACAAUCCUCAAGGAGAUCUAUUUAAAUCAGAGGCCUCUUCAGGAGAAUUGCCACCAGCUAUGUUAUCUCCAGUGCCACACAAAGCUACAGAAAUCAGUGGAACCAUUCCAGUAUCUUCAACUAAUCUAACCUCUCCACAAGAAGAAACUUUGGAAAUCCUAAAUAGGGUUCCACAGAAAAAAAAAUCAAGUAGUUUAGAAGAUUUGCAGAGUGAAUCCCUGGAAAAGUAUGUAGACGGAAAACCAGCACAGCCUGUUGUAGAACAAGAGACUAAGCCACUUGUGAAAGGCAGCAAAUACCAAACAUUGCCAGGAAAACUUCCUCGACCCUCACAGAAUGGAGACCAAGGAACAUAUAACGCGUCAAAUUCACCAGACACGUGUGGCAUGAACGACAGUGAGGACAACAGCAUCCUGGGCCUGAGAGAAACAGAGAACGUGGAUGGUACAGUAGUCUCAGAUGACCUUUCACCUCUUUCUUCUGGAACGGAUUCAGGUCCACAGUCUCCACUGUCUCCAGAAAAUAGAAAGAGUCCAAAAGGGAUCAAGAAAAUCUGGGGAAAAAUAAGAAGAACUCAGUCUGGUAACUUCCCUGCAGACGAUCUGGGUUUGGCAGAGUUUCGAAGAGGCGGUCUCCGUGCAACAGCUGGACCUCGGUUAUCCAGAUCAAAGGAAACCAAAGGCCAGAAAAGUGACUACAAUGCUCCGUUUGCUCAGUGGAGCACUGAGAGAGUUUGUAACUGGCUUGAGGACUUCGGUCUAGGGCAGUACGUCAUUUUUGCACGGCAGUGGGUGACUUCAGGCCAUACACUAUUAACUGCAACACCUCAGGACAUGGAAAAGGAAAUGGGAAUAAAGCAUCCACUGCACAGGAAGAAAUUAGUUUUGGCCAUUAAAUCAAUAAAUGCAAAACAAGAUGAGAAAUCUGCACAACUCGAUCAUAUCUGGGUGACACGCUGGCUUGAUGACAUUGGUUUACCUCAGUACAAAGACCAGUUUCAUGAGUCCAGAGUUGAUGGGAGAAUGUUGCAGUAUUUAACUGUGAAUGAUCUUCUCUUUCUGAAAGUCACCAGUCAGCUGCAUCAUCUGAGUAUUAAGUGUGCCAUUCAUGUGCUGCAUGUCAACAGUUUUAACCCCCACUGUCUACGCAGAAGACCAGUUGAGGAGAAUAACGUUUCACCUUCUGAAGUAGUGCAGUGGUCCAAUCACAGAGUGAUGGAAUGGCUCAGAUCAGUUGAUCUGGCAGAAUAUGCGCCAAACCUUCGAGGAAGCGGAGUGCACGGUGGCCUCAUUAUUCUCGAACCUCGCUUCAAUGGUGACACACUGGCAAUGCUGCUGAAUAUUCCACCUCAAAAGACCCUACUGCGACGCCACCUAACAACCAAUUUUAAUGUAUUAAUUGGACCAGAGGCACAGCAAGAAAAGAGAGAUAUAACAGAGUCAACAGCAUACACACCUCUGACCACCACUGCCAAAGUUCGGCCAAAGAAACUUGGAUUUUCACAUUUUGGAAACUUAAGAAAAAAGAAAUUUGAUGAAUCAACAGACUACAUUUGUCCAAUGGAUACAAAUCCAGGUGCUACAAAUGGUACUCAGAAGAACUAUAGUGGAUACAAAGGACUUAGUCCAUUCACUGAUAGGGAGCUGGAUCAGGUGGGACAAACAGACUGAUGCCAUUCUCAUCUCACCCUCUCCUUGCAUUCCAAAGCUUGCAAAAAAUGAAACAUUAGCAUAUAACAGUAUUUGCUACAUCCGCAUGAACUCAUUGAGAAAGUAUUGGCUAUGGACACUUGAAAGAGUUUAUACUAAGAAUGUUAAGGUUUGUUGUUGUUUUUUUAAUCAACAUAAUGAUAAACUCAUCCAUCUUAAAGCCCUUUUUCAGGAAUGUAACACCUUUACACUAUGAAGGUCAAUGUAUCUUGACAGUUAAAGUGGAGGCUGCAGUAAACACGAGACUUUUGUACGUCUAGCUUUCAUAAUCUGAGUAUGGAACACAACUUUUUUCUUUAUCUUUAUAUGGGUGGUUUUUAAUGUAAUAAAUUUGGACUAAUUUGUACAGAACUAUCAAGUUAUAUAUUAAAAGUACAACUGGGUUGUAUAUUUUUAACAGAUUAAUCAAAGCAUCCAACUGAAUUCUUUCAUUAUGUACAGUGGGAAGUAGUUAUGCUUAAACAGGUAUACAUGAAAACAGUGCCUCAAUAAUGAGCAAGAUUAUUAAUAAACCAAUACUUAAGUAAUUCAAUUUUGUUAUUUAGUAGUGAACUGCUAAAUGAAACCAUGUCUAGACAUCAUACAAAUGAUGAAGACUAAAACAAAUUGAACUCUCUUCAACUUUGCUUUUGUGUAAAAGGAUGUAAGCCCUGAAAAAUGGAGCUAACGGAGGCUUGUGUGAACUUUGUUAACACAAGAUCCAGACAGAUGCAACUGGGCUAACUGUCCUAUCUCCAGUGACCUUCAGUGAAACAUUUUAAUCCUAUUGAGAGAAUGGUCACAAAAUUGAUAAGACUAACUAUGAAAGUCAUUCUGUCAUUUGCAUGGUUUGCUGCAUCUAACAUCUCAUUUGUGUUCAUUAUCUAACCAUUGUCUUUUUUUUGUGUGCACGUUAGUAAAAAUAAAGUGCUCUUCUUAAGUGGGGACAAUAGUAAAGCCCUGACAGAAUUGAAUAUACAAACUGUAAUUUAGUGUGGAUGUCCAGUUAUGUGGUUAAGAGUUGAAAGGGAAUGCAUUAACUUUGAGCCAACAGCUUACAACAUGUGGCUGUUCAAGCAUUACAGAAAUACUGGAUUUUUCACUGGGGAAGUGGUCUUCUACUUAAGCCUGACUUCUGAGUAUGUGGUCACACAGUGAAACCUUAAUGCCCUAGAACGGAUAACCUUUUUUGGGUAAGAAUAGGUAGGGAUGUAUUAUGAAGGACAGUUAUUGCUUGCCUAUGGAGGUAUAUUACCAGAAUUAUUUUGUGUGUUUUACCUUCUGGAAAAUAUUGCUCUUCACUGCUAAUACCAGUUAAGCUUUUUCUUUUCUUUGUGAAUUACAGCUAAAGUUUCACAGAAUCAGUCUUUCUUCAUCAGGAUUCAAUCCUUCUAUCACUAAUGCAUUUUCAUGUACUUCUUAGCAUGGAGACAUUUUUGUUAAUGUGUAACUUUCCAAAGUGCAGAAAUCACAACUUCUAAAAAUACUGCAGCUUCAUUUGUCAAGGCAGAGAGACCUCCCAAAGAUGCAGGUAGAGUGAAUAAAAUUGCACAUACUGUCUGAUUUGAACCAGUUGCUG